Linepithema humile (Argentine ant) is the source of this 1083-nucleotide messenger RNA. RefSeq names its product THAP domain-containing protein 5-like. The record is from RefSeq and is a predicted model, not a curated record. Gene Ontology annotation, biological process: regulation of apoptotic process. NCBI's taxonomy places the organism in Eukaryota, Metazoa, Arthropoda, Insecta, Hymenoptera, Formicidae.
GAGGUUAGGGUUAGGAAAUGACGGUGUCACCUAAAAAGUUAUAUUUCAUAAGAAAAAAUGCCAGGCCCAUAUUGUGUCUUAUGCGGUAAACGUGAUAAAUCGGUAUCUUAUCAUGGAUUUCCGAGAAACGACGAAUCUCGUAAGAAGUGGCUGGAUUUUUGUGGCAUUGAUGAAAAUGUUUUAAGCACAGCUACUAAACUGUGUUCAAAUCAUUUUGAAGAAGACAAAUUAAUCCACAAAUCUAAGAAUACGUUUCUCAAGUCCAAUGCUCUGCCAACUAUUACGAGUAAAAAGAGGAAGAAACACCAAUGUUUAGAUAGCAGUCUGAACAAAUCAAAAAAUUCGAAAAAUAUCAGUGAGGAAAUAGUCAACAAUGGAACUGUCAAUGAUAACAUCAGUGAGGAAAUAGUCAGCAAUGGAACUAUCAAUGAUAAAAUUCAUCAUAAUAAUGGAACUGCCUUUAACAUGACUGUCAACGAUGGAAUUGUCAUUAAUGAUGGAGUUAUUACCAAUGGAACUGCCCAUAUAACUGUGGAUGAUAGAAUUAUUGAUGAAACUAUAGACAAUGAAAUUAUUGAUAUGACUGUGGACAAUGGAAUCGUCAGCAAUGGUGGAAUCAGUGAUGAAAUUGUUGACAAGACAAUCCAUUGUGUUAAUGACAUCAUCACCGAUGAAACUGUUCAUAUGGGAAUCCAUCAUGAUGAUGGAAUCAUUAUUAAUGAAACCGAGACACUAAAUUCUGAUACUUGCCUAACUGUGAAUCGUCCAUCUACACCUCCAAACUCUGAAAGAAGUAAUUGUUUCCAAACACCUGUCAAAAAUUUACAUGACCCUCGUUUUGUUGGUGCCAUUAGAACGCCACAUCUUGCCACGCCAAGGAAAGCUCGAAGAGCUUUGGAAGUAGCGAAACGAACAAUCGAAAAACAGCGAAGGAAAAUCAAAACGUUGCAGCAAGCCAAAAUCAGAUUAGUUAGUCGCAUAACAACGAUAAAAGGACUAAUCAAACAUUUAAAGCAGAAAGAUCUAUUAUCCGAAACAACAGCUGAAAAUUUAAUGGUAACUCUUGGCUAUGAUAAUAAUUAA